AUGGCAUCUGCAUGGGCUUCUGGAGGGUGUCGUCUGUUUGUUUUGACUCCACAAUUGCCACGCCAGCUGAGACAAAGAUACCUGGCAGAUGAAGUGCUGAACGUCAGCAAAGCAGCAGAGCCCAACUCUGCCACCCAGGACUUGAUUAAACACUCAGAAUUUGUAACCACCCAGGAGAUCAGUGACUUUGAAACUACCGCAGAUUUAAGAUGGAGGAUGAUGGCGUGGAAAGAGCAAGCUGUCAGCAAGCUGCUUGGAAAGUACUCUGAUGGUGUCCACUCUCUUCAGCCGCUUCCAGGAACUUUGCCACCAGCAGUGUCACUGACAGAGGGCUCUUGUUCUCACGGUGCAGCCAGCCAGAGACCCGAGGACAUUGUUUUGCGGCUUCCUGACGCAAAAGAUCUCCUUCCACCAGGAGUCUGCAAUCUCCUCAACCCGGCCGCUAUCUACGCUAACAACGAGAUCAGCCUGGGAGAUGUUGAGAUAUAUGGCUUUGACUAUGAUUACACAUUAGCACAAUAUUCUAAUUUACUACACUCUAUGAUUUUCAACACUGCCAGAGACAUCCUAGUAGAACAAUUCAAGUAUCCAGAAGGUCUUGGGAAGUAUGACUACAUCCCAGGGUUUGCCAUACGUGGACUUCACUAUGAUGUACAAAAGAGUCUUCUGAUGAAGAUCGAUGCUUUCCAUUAUGUCCAGCUGGGGACGGCAUAUAGAGGGCUCAAACCAGUGCCUGACGAAGAGGUAAUCGAACUCUACGGUGGUACGCAGCACAUCCCCCUGUACCAGAUGAGUGACUUCUAUGGCAAGGGUCCAUCACUUAAGCAGUUUAUGGACAUUUUUUCUCUUCCUGAAAUGACGCUGCUCUCAUCAGUCAUUGAUUACUUCAUAACUCAUGGCAUUGAGUUUGAUCAGGUGCAUCUUUACAAGGAUAUAUCUGAUGCUAUUAGAGAUGUACAUGUGAAAGGAGUGAUGUACAAAUGGAUUGAAAAAGAUAUGGAACAAUACAUUCUGCAUGGGGAUGAAAUCUAUGCUGUGCUAAACCGACUGGUGAACCAUAAGAAGAAACUCUUCCUCAUUACAAACAGUCCCUUUAGUUUUGUGGACAAGGGAAUGAAACACAUGGUUGGCAAGAACUGGCGGGACUUAUUCGACAUGGUCAUUGUGCAAGCUGACAAGCCCAACUUCUUCACUGAUCGGCGGAAACCUUUUCGAAAACUGGAUGAUAAAGGCUCACUGCAGUGGGACAAAAUAAACCAGCUGGAGAAAGGAAAGAUCUACAAAGAGGGUAACCUCUUUGAUUUUCUGAGGCUGACAGGCUGGCGGGGGUCCAAGGUGCUCUACUUCGGUGACCAUCUGUACAGUGACCUUGCGGACCUCAUGCUGCGUCACGGCUGGAGGACUGGAGCCAUCGUUCCUGAACUGGAGACGGAGAUUCGGAUCAUAAACACAGAGCAGUACAUGCACUCCCUGACCUGGCAGCAGGCUCUGACAGGGCUGCUAGAGAGAAUGCAGAUGUAUCAGGAUGCGGAGUCAAAGCAAGUAUUGCUGGAGUGGAUGAAGGAACGUCAGGAGAUCAGGUCGCUGACGAAGAACCUGUUCAACCCCCAGUUUGGAAGCAUCUUCCGCACCUUCCACAACCCCACGUACUUCUCUCGACGGCUGGUGCGGUUCUCCGACAUCUACAUGGCCUCCAUCAGCUGUCUGCUGAACUAUGACGUGAAUUUCACCUUCUACCCCCGGCGCACCCCUCUGCAGCACGAGGCUCCACUCUGGAUGGAUCAGCUCUGCACGGGCUGCAUGAAAACCCCCUUCCUGGAGGAGAUGGUGCACAUCCGCUGAGGGGCCAGGUACUGCCGGCAACAGCACAGCACAAGUCUGUACGCGGGGCCGGGCCACUCGGCCACAGCACCUCUGUCUACCACUAAAGGGCGUCUGACACUU
This is a messenger RNA of Opisthocomus hoazin, 1944 nucleotides long. The record is from RefSeq and is a predicted model, not a curated record. NCBI's taxonomy places the organism in Eukaryota, Metazoa, Chordata, Aves, Opisthocomiformes, Opisthocomidae.